CUUGAGAGCAUCCCUGGGAGGCAGCUCACCAUGGCCAACUCCAGCCACAUCCAGUCGGCCGCCUCCAAGAGCAUCCGCCCGUUCCGCUCCAGCGAGGAGUACCUGGAGGCCAUGAAGGAGGACCUGGCCGAGUGGUUCAACACCCUCUACGACCUGGACAUCCAGGUGGACACCUUCCUGGAGAGCCUGGAGACGGGCUGUCACCUCUGCCGCCACGCCAACAACGUCAACCGCACCGCCCUGGACUUCCAGGAGCGGCACCCCGAGGCGGCCGCCCGCAUGCGGGUGCCCCAGAACGAGGUGGUCUUCCAGGCCAAGAACGUGGUGCCCGGCUCCUUCAUCGCCAGGGAUAACGUCUCCAACUUCAUCCAGUGGUGCCGGCAGGACCUGGGCAUCCAGGACGUCCUCAUGUUCGAGACCAAUGACUUGGUGCUGAAGAAGAAUGAGAAAAUUGUCCUCUGCCUGCUGGAGGUGGCCAGGAGGGGCUCCAAGUUCGGGAUGCUGGCGCCCAUGCUGAUCCAGAUGGAGGAGGAUCGAGGGGAGAUGGAGGGACCAAAAUGGGCGACGGCGCGCUGGGCACGCGCCGGGAGAGCCGGGACCUCCAGGCGGGCGCCUUCCCCAGCCGGGCCCGGCCCAUCACCCUGCGACCUCAAGAACCUGGACGAGCUGGUGCGGGAGAUCCUGGGCUGCUGCUCCUGCCCCUCGCAAUUCCCCAUGGUCAAGGUGUCCGAGGGGAAGUACAAAGUGGGAGACUCCAACACGCUCAUCUUCGUCCGAGUGCUGAGGAGCCACGUCAUGGUGCGCGUUGGUGGCGGCUGGGACACACUGGAACAUUACCUGGACAAGCACGACCCGUGUCGCUGUGCUGCCCUCUCUCACCGCCUGCCCCAGCCCCCCCCCCGGGCAUGACCCCCCAAAA
Molecule: messenger RNA, 919 nt
Organism: Chiroxiphia lanceolata (lance-tailed manakin)
Lineage: Eukaryota; Metazoa; Chordata; Aves; Passeriformes; Pipridae
Gene: GAS2L1
Product: growth arrest specific 2 like 1
Biological process (GO): actin crosslink formation; regulation of microtubule polymerization or depolymerization; protein localization to microtubule plus-end
Cellular component (GO): stress fiber; microtubule plus-end; actin filament
Molecular function (GO): microtubule binding; actin filament binding; cytoskeletal adaptor activity
Source: RefSeq, a predicted model, not a curated record